AUGUCAGCUAGACGGGAACUGACUGGUUCCAAGACGUGGCUCUUUGCCUGUCACCGUAGCAGAUUUGACAAGCCCGGUGACUAUCAUGUCUAUGACGUUGCCGGUAUCUCGUUCUUUGUCGUCCUGGGCAAGGACUUGAAGCUGCGGGCUUUCCACAACGUUUGUCGGCAUCGCGCAUACACCGUGGUCCGCCGAACUUGUGGCACCUCGACCCGGUUUUCAUGCAAGUACCACGGCUGGCAGUACGACGACAAGGGCGCAUUGGUAAAGGCUCCAAAGUUCGAUGAAUCGCCAGGAUUCGUACCUGAAGACAAUGGUCUGUUCGAGAUCAAGUUGAUAACAACGCGAGAAGGAUUGGUGUUUGUCAACUUCGAUGCAAGCACGCUGAAUCUUCCUUUCAAUAAUGUCAAGUCUCACGUGGACCUUGGGAGCUGCUCGUGGGUAGAUGGGAAGGAAGUAACUUGCCCAACAAAUUGGAAAGACAUCGCAAAUGAGUUCUCCAAUCAAGCUCAAUGGGCGCAGAAUCCGUUUGAGUGGCUUUCUGCAUUUCGCAAGUCGAAAGUUGUGCGACUGCUCGGCCCAUUGAGCAUCAUCAAGGAACUCGAUAACGACCUGUGGUGCACGAUGGUGCUUCUCCCACGGUCAAGCUCGGAGGUCGUUGUUCAAUGCGACUUUUAUGUCAAAGAGGGACACACAGCCCCCGCGAAGGUCGCAGAGAAGUCGAAGUGGAUGCUGGAGCAAGAACUCCUCAAUUUGUCCAGAACAGACGACACAAAAAGCGCAACAAGAUCUUCAUAUUUUGCAUAUCAAUGCGGAGGUCGUACGAUUGACUUGUUUGCAAUUCUUGCUCAGCAUCAACGGAAUGAGAAGAUGGCCAAGAGGAAGCUGCAGCCAGCAAUCCGGGUGACAGGCACAGACACCAUUGAUACCGAAGCCGAAGCCCUGUGCGACGCCCUCGAGGGGGUAGCCGACUCGCCUUCCCUGGAGAAGUGUUCUCGGAUUUCCAGCCUCCCUCACACGCUGGAGUGGUGA
This is a messenger RNA of Fonsecaea multimorphosa CBS 102226, 1032 nucleotides long. RefSeq lists its product as uncharacterized. The record is from RefSeq and is a predicted model, not a curated record. Gene Ontology annotation, molecular function: 2 iron, 2 sulfur cluster binding. The transcript is spliced from 3 exons. The coding region runs from base 1 to 1032 and encodes 343 amino acids. NCBI's taxonomy places the organism in Eukaryota, Fungi, Ascomycota, Eurotiomycetes, Chaetothyriales, Herpotrichiellaceae.